This is a messenger RNA of Cannabis sativa, 966 nucleotides long. RefSeq lists its product as uncharacterized. The transcript has 2 exons. The coding region runs from base 112 to 816 and encodes 234 amino acids. NCBI's taxonomy places the organism in Eukaryota, Viridiplantae, Streptophyta, Magnoliopsida, Rosales, Cannabaceae. The record is from RefSeq and is a predicted model, not a curated record.
ACCGGGUUCAAGUCGGGUCGACCCGGUCUACUCUACCAUAUAAAAACACAGCUGUUGUUUGAUUGAACUGCACUAACCACUGAACUCUGAAACUCUGAUCUAAAAUCAUCAAUGGCGAAAACGGCGUCGUUUCUUUUGCUUCCGCUCUUUUACUACAUCUUCUUCUUCUUCGUUACUACUGCUGCUGCUGAUACUAUUAUGAGUACCCAAAUGAAAGUAACUGAUAACCCUGCGGAUGAGUUAGUAGAAGUGAUUAACACUAACAGAACAGCACACAAAUCUUCAUCCCUUUACAGUAACCAAGGUCUGGCCUGCAUUGCUCUUCAGUACAUUAAAGCCUAUCAAGGUGAUUGUAAAGCAGUAGGAGGACCAAAAGCCAAGAAGCCAUUCGACUCGGAAUUCGCAGAAACUUUUGCACCAGCCUGUGGUGUUCAAGUCUCAACCCUUUCACCAAUUACAGGUCGUUUACUUGGUUGCCAGUCCAAGUAUGCAAAACCACCCAAAGCGUUUUCGGAAAUUCUUAUGGAAAACCAAAAGAGCUUAGACAUUUUGUAUAGUAAGAAUCAUACUGAAGUGGGUGCUGCUGUGUCUGGUUCAGAUGGUGGGGGUCCUUAUUUCUGGUGUGUGUUGUUUAGCAGUGGGAAGAAGAAUAGUAGCUUUGUUUUGGAUGGAGGUGUUGCUAAGGUAACGAAACCCGGCUGCUUUAGUGGCGCCAACGACGUUUGUAAUGGCGCCGAUGAUCGCUUCAGUAGCAAUCGUUUGUUAAUAUUUGUUGCUACAAUUUUGGUGGCAGUGGGCUGUGUGUUUGGAUUGUGAUCAAUGUGUUGUAUUGAUAGGCUUGAUCUUGUUUUAUUUGUUGUUUUUUGUUAUUGGAUGUAGAGAGCUAUUCAUUCUUUACAUUUUUCCUUCACGGUGUAAAAUUUAUGAGACUUUGUUUCAUUAAGGUUGAUGAGUUCUUGGUUAAAA